Sitodiplosis mosellana (orange wheat blossom midge) is the source of this 1081-nucleotide messenger RNA. RefSeq names its product protein Gemin2 (gene Gem2). The record is from RefSeq and is a predicted model, not a curated record. Bases 123 to 884 code for a protein of 253 amino acids. Gene Ontology annotation, biological process: spliceosomal snRNP assembly; spliceosomal complex assembly. The transcript has 2 exons. Gene Ontology annotation, cellular component: spliceosomal complex; SMN complex; nucleus. NCBI's taxonomy places the organism in Eukaryota, Metazoa, Arthropoda, Insecta, Diptera, Cecidomyiidae.
GUGAAGUUGUCAAAAUCACAAAGACACAUCGAAUCUGUGUUUACUAAAUUUUAUGUUCGUACAAUUCCUUUGUAUUUCAGUGUGCUCUUGUUAACCAGAACACUCGAAAUUUGAAUGUUGAAAUGGAAUCAUUUCAGCAGCCAGCGUUCUAUUUUGAUUUGCCAAUGGACGAUUUUGAUCCAAAUCAAGAGCCCAUCGAUGGUGAACAGUAUUUGCGAAGUGUAAUCUAUGAACGAAACCAUUGCCCAGCCGUUGUUGUGAAGCCAGUCAAAAAGAAGAAGAAGAAGAAGAACGUUGGCACAAGCCAACCAGCCAACGAACCAAACAGUGUCCGCUCCAUUUGGGAUCAGUAUGCUGAGGUGGAAAUGGAGGACAAAACGCCAACUUCGUUGUUGCCCACAGUCGAAUGGCUGAAAAUUCAAUCAAAUUUAUUCCAACAGCUGCACGACCGUAUCACACUCAUUCGCCAAACGUUCCAACCCGAUUACGAGCACGUUGAUUUACCCGAUCAGAACACAAAUGAAGCCUGGCUAGCCCAUUGUCAAGAGAAGGAGCCCCUUUUGCAAAAUAUGCUACAUAUACAUCAACGAAAUUUGGAACAGGUCAUUGAAUAUCAAUCAAAUUGGAUUGUCGACGACAUUGAUUGGUAUAUGAUCAACAAAUUCUGGUAUCCGAAAUGGGUUUACAGUUCAUUAGCUUGUUUACGACUUCCGUGCGAACCAAAUCUUCUAAAUUCGUUGCGUAAUAUCGCCAAAAUCUGUCAUCGCCUGCGAAUUAAAUUGAAUACUGAGGAGGCAAUUGACAGUGCGACACCGUUAAGUUUAAUCAUUUGUAUUGUAUCACGUAAUUUCAACCAAUUCGACUUAGGAGGGAAAACUCAAUAAAUUAUAAAUCAUAUUUGUUUGUUUCCAGUUCGAUCUAGUGAGCUAGAGACCAUUUCAAUCAUUUUAUUUUUUUUUCUCCAUCUCACAAAAUUAAAAUAAAAGCAAAUUGUUUCCAUAGAAGAAAAGCGAUAUUUGUUUGCAUCAUGUCAUGAAACGAGAAUAAAAUUUUGAAAUCGUUAUGUUGAAACCGAACCGAA